This is a messenger RNA of Chlorella variabilis, 4848 nucleotides long. RefSeq lists its product as hypothetical. The coding region runs from base 1 to 4848 and encodes 1615 amino acids. Gene Ontology annotation, molecular function: phosphatase binding. The transcript has 17 exons. The record is from RefSeq and is a predicted model, not a curated record. NCBI's taxonomy places the organism in Eukaryota, Viridiplantae, Chlorophyta, Trebouxiophyceae, Chlorellales, Chlorellaceae.
AUGAGCCCAGGGGUGGAGCAGCAGGUGCUGCGGUGCAUGUGGGGCGAGUGGCGCGUCCUGGCUCGCUCUGCGGCCGCAGCGCAGCGUGUGGCAGAGCUGCGCGGCGGCAGCCGUGCCGAGGACUUCCGGCAGGAGCAGCUGCUGCGCCACUGGUUCCGCGCCUGGCGCAUCCACAAGCAGGCGGUGGCAGCCGCGGUGAUGGGAAGGAUGGCCGGCAGCGCGCUGCGCCGUACCUUCUUCACCUGGCGACAGGCGGCAGGGCAAGCGGCCGAACUCGGCCGCCGUGCCUGCCUGCACUACAACCGCAGCAGCCUGCGGGCAAUUCUCAAGGUGUGGCGGCUGGCUGCCUCCCACAGGAGAGCAAAGGGCAUCAAGUCCAGCACACGUGGUAAGCUGGAGGGCUGUGUCGCCAGGCUGAGGAGCAGGACGCUGUGGGCCGGCUUCAACACCUGGCGGCUGGCGGCGGCUGCGCAGCAGGCGCGGGUGGCCAAGCUGCUGGUGGCAGCCAAGCGCUGGCACCAGCCGUUGCUGUCCAGUGCCUUUGUUGCCUGGGUGGAGCACAUCAGGACCAGGAAGGCAGCAGCAGGCCAGCUAGAGACGGCUAUCGGGCAUUGGCUGCUCACAGCGCUAGGUUCGGCAUUCAACACCUGGCGCUACCAGACCUGGCGGGCACACUGUGCACGGCAGAAGGAGCUUGGGCACGUGCUGCAGGUGGUGGUGGCGCGCUGGUGCAGCAGGCAGAUGGCGGCUGCAUUCGCUGCCUGGCGAGAGGCCACGCAGCGCCGCACGCACCAGCGGCGAGUGGUGGAGGCAGCCCUGGGGCGCCUACGCCGCCGCGAGCUUUGCCUGGCCUUUGCGCGCUUCCGGGAGGGCGUGUCGGAGCAGCGGCAGAGGGGCCACCAGCUCAUGCGGGCUGUGGACCUGUGGAGGGGCGCAGCCCAGCGUGCGGCCUGGGACUGCUGGCGCCAAGCCCUGCACCUCCAGCGGGUCAAGAAGCAGCAGCUAGGGGCGGCGGUGGCUCUGUGGCAGCACGCCAUGCUCCACGGCGCCUGGGCCACCUGGCUGGCACACUGCGAAUUCCGGCGGCACGCCAGGGCGGUGGUGCUGCGGUUCAUGCAUCAGAGCACGGCACGGGCAUUCGCGUCCUGGCGUGCCUUCUGCACCUGGCGGGCCCAGCUUGCCACCCGCCAGGCAGUGGCUGUGCAGCGCUGGCAGAGCCGAGCGCUGGCGUCUGCAUUCUCAGGCUGGAGGGCUGCCCUGGCAGCACGCCAACUGCACCGCCGGCAGCUGGAGGCGGCGGUGGGAUGGUGGAUGCAGGGCACUCUGUCUCGGGCCUUCCAGCGCUACCGUGGUGCGGUGGCGGAGCAGCAAGCCCUGCGCCGCGCCCUGACCCGCUUCAGGCACGCCGCGCUUUCCAAGGCCUGGUGCAGCUGGCGAUGGUUUGUGGCUCGCCGGGCUGAGCGGCGGGGCAGGGUGGAAGCCUGCCUGCUCCGGCUGCUGCACCGGCAGCAGGCGCUGGCCUGGAGUCAGUGGUGCAGCUAUGUGCGGCAUCGGCGCUACAAGGCUGCUGCCGACGCGUACCACCAGCGCCACCUGCUGACUGCCUCCCUGGCCGCCCUGAGGCGCCCGCUGGAGCUCAAGCCUCGGGCCGAGGCCUGCCUGCGCCGGCUGCUCCACCGGCGGCUUGCGUCGGCGUUUGCCGGGUGGCGCAUGAAUGUCGCAGCCAGCGCAGAGGUGGCUGCCCGGGCGGACGAGCUCGCGCGUGGCGUGGUGCUGCGCAUAUGCAACCAGCUGCUGGCCCGCGCCUUUGCCAGCCUGAGGCAGCACGUGCGGCGGAACCAGCGGCUGCGUCAGGUACUGCUCCGCAUCCAGCGCCGCCACCUGCUGGCAGCGCUGCGCACCUGGCACUCGGCGGCCGCCACCUCGGCCGAGCGCCGCUUUGCUCUGGAGCAGGUUGCGCAGGCGGAGGGCCGCGGCCGCCCCUCCCCCAAGAAACUGGUGUUUGUGCUGCGGGGACAGCACGAGCUGGCGCUGAUGAUGCAAGCGCUCAACAGGUGGCGGGCUGUGCUGGCCGGCCAGCGCCUCCACCGCGCCCUCAUCCUGCGUGCCUACAAACAUCUCUACUACUCGCUGGCCCGCCACUGCUUUGCCACCCUGCGGAACCACGCCCAGCGGCGGCGCCAGCUGCGCGCGGCGGUGGCGGCCUUCAGCCACAGCUGCCAGCGGCGGGCGUGGCUGUCGUGGAGGGACCACGCCUGGCGCAGGCAGGCCAAGUCGGCGCGGCUGCAGCAGGCGGCGAGCUUCUGGGCGGGCAACACGGCAGCGCAGGCCUGGUGCCACAGGGCAUGGAACGAUGCGGCAGCGCAGCACUACUGCUGGCAGCUGCAGCGGAGGGCGCUGCUGGCGCUGGUGGUGCGGAUGGUGCGCCGGCGGGAGCAGGAGGCGCUUGAGUACCGGGCGGUGGGCCACAUGCAGGGCUACAGGCUGGCGCUCGCCUUUGGCGCCUGGCGUGGGGCUGCUGAGUAUGCUGGCCGGCUGCGCAGGGCGGCACAGCAGGUGGCGGCCAGGACCAGCCUGGGCGCGGCGCAGCGCAUCGUCAUGCUGUGGAGGUGGUGGGCUGCACGGCAGCGCUACCUGCGCCAGGUGGCCCACAGCUUCCACCAGCGACGGCUGUGGUGGAGCAUGCGGGCGUGGCGCGAGGCGGCGCGCCUGUCUGUGCGCCUGCGAGCGAUCGCCCAGGUGUUUGCGGCAUGGCGGUUUCAGGCACCGCUGGAGAAGCGCCAGCGUGAGCUGCUGGGGGUGGCAGCCGCACGCCUACACCACCGGGCCCUGCUGUCUGCAUGGAACGCCUGGCGGGCGGCAGCGGCUGCCCGCAAGGCGCUCAGGAGCCGAGGGGUUGCUGUGCUGCUGCGCAUGAAGCAUCUCAGGCUGGCAUCCGCCCUGGCGGCAUGGCAGGAGGCUACUGUGACAGCCGCCAGCAAGCGGCAGCUGGUGCGACGGGCAGCAGAGCGCUUUGCCGGCAGCGCCCUGCGGAGAGCAUUCGAGACAUGGCGCACCAGUGCGGCCGAGAGCACCGCCGAGGCGGCCGCCACCAGGCAGCGCCAUCGCCUGCUGCUACUCAAGGCAUAUGCUGGAUGGCAGGAGAUGGUGCACUGGCGGCACAGCCUGCAGCUCCGAGGCCAGACGACGAUCAGGCAGAUGAUGCAUGGAGUGCUGGCACGAGCCUGGCGGGCCUGGCAGCACGCCGUGGCCCAGCGCCGACGCAAGGCUGCCCGCCUGCACAUCGUGCUGCAGCACUGGAGCGCCGCCCACGCUGCUGCCGCGUUCCGGGGAUGGAGGCAGGCGGUGGGCAGAGCUCAGGUGCUGCGCGGCAAGGCUGGGGUGGUCCUGGCACGCUGGCAGCACGUGCAGCUGGCAUCGGUGCUGGCGGCAUGGAGGGAGGCGCAUGCAUUGCACCUGGGAAAGGUGCAGGUGUUGCAGGCGUGUGUGGCGCGGCUGCGCCACGGCGCCGCUGUGCGGGCGCUGGGGGCCUGGCGAGCAGCCGUGGCCAGGAGGGCGCAGCUGCGCUCUGUGGGCGACCGCACAGUCCGUCGGCUGGCACACCUGUCGCUGGCGAGGGGCGUUAGCCAGAUCACCACCCAGGAGCGAGCCCGGCUGCGCGCCUGCAUGGGGCAGGUGACAGCCCGCAUGGCGCACCACACCGCCGCCAAGGCGCUGUCACGCUGGCGCAGCUGGCUGGCACAGCGCCGCCACAAGGCUGGGAGGCUGCAGCUGGCGGUGGCCACCUGGCGCAGCUGCCAGCUGCGUGCCGCUUUGGGCGGCUGGCGGCAGCGGGUGGAGCUCCGGCAUCAGCAGAUGCUCCAGCUGCUGCAUGCUGUGCAGUCCCUGCGCGGCUUCCGGCUGCUUGUGGUGUGGCGGGGCUGGCAGCGCUUUGUGGAGGCAAGGCGUGUGGCGGCAUCCAAGCUGCUGCUGGCCGUGCAGCUAUGGCAGCGCAGCCACCUGCUCAAGGCUUUCAGGAGGCUGAGUGAGAGCCUGCUGGCUCGUUCCUUCACUGCCUACCGCUCUGAGGUGGCCGUCAUGGCUGUGAAGCGUGCCAUGUUUGCCCGCAAGCAGCAGGCAGUGAGGGAGGCGGUGCACAUCGGGGAUGCCAUCAUACGCCAGCGCAGGCGGGAGCUGGUGGCAUCGUCAUUCGUGGUAUGGCAGGCACGUACGCAGGUAUCGCAGCGGGUGCAGGAGCGCUUCGCUCAGUGCCUGCAGGGCAGCAUGCGCUCUGCCUUCUGCUGCCUGUUAGCCUACCAUCGGCACCGGGUGGUCAAGAGGGCGCAGGCAGAGCGCAGCACCCAGCACUAUGCUGCUGUGGUGCUGCGCCGAGCGCUGACGUCAUGGUCGGCUGUACUGGCGGCAGCUGCUGUGGAGCAGCAUCAGAAGGAGGCGGCUGCAGAUGCCUUUGCCAGCCACCAGGUGGUGUUGCGAGCCUGUCAGCGCUGGGUUAUGUGGAUGGCUCUGGGCGAGCUGCGGCGCCAACGGCUGGCAGGCCUGCUCACCAGCCUGGAUGGUGCUGGCAGCACACGCCGGGCUCUGCUGGCCCGCUGCUGGCAGCGCUGGCUGGUGGCGGAACUCUUCACUCUGUGGGCUGCCUUCACCCGAGCCAUGCAAGCCGAUCCCGACCCCGGCUCGCCCUUUGCCUCGCCGCGGGCGCCCGAUGCCGACAGCAAGCUGAUCUGGAGCGUGGCACUGAUGGCGGCGGGCCCGGGAACAGCGGAAAGCAGCAGCGACAGCACCAGCAGCGCCGCCGACGGCAGCGGGGCGAUGUCGGACGACAAGCAGCGAGGGGUUGUGUGGGUGUAA